ACUCAACAUGGUUGUCGUUGCUGUGGCUGGAGGCGCUGGUGGCAUAGGCGGCGCUAUCGUCGACACACUGCGUCCAAACCCUCACCAUAAGAUGAUCAUUCUAACUCGCAAGAUCCCAGAUACACCUCGAGGCUCAGAUACCUUUAUCACUCUCGAUUAUAGUGAUGUCGACUCAAUGGCAAAGGCCCUUGACGACAACAAGGUCCACACCGUCAUAUCAGCCCUGCGUGUCUUUGAUCCGGCUUCCUCUGAGGCCGAGACCAACCUUGUGAAGGCGACGGCCCAAGCCAACACCCCCAAGCGCUUCGUAGCUAGCGCCUGGGGUAUCGAAUAUGCCGACACAACACUGGUUGGCCAAGCCCGGGGACGCACUUUAGUUGAACUGCGAGCGACAGAUCUCGAAUGGACUCGUUUCGACAACGGUUUCUUCAUCGAUUACUACGGUCCGACGUCGUUGAAAUCUUACAUGAAGAGGGUUGCUUGGGCUAUCGACAUCUUUGUGGUUGCGGCUUUGGAUCUGCCAAAGUGGGAGGAGUUGAUGUAUUGUUAUGGAGAAAAGACAACGUGGAAUAAGGUCCUCAAACAAGCGGAGGAGGCUACAGGUUGCGAGUUUGAUGUCUCAUAUGAUCCUCCCGAGAAGCUGGAGAAGGGAGAAGUUGCUAAACUCCCUUCCAAGGAGGACGCGGCCGAUCUCCCUCAGAAGGUGCUGGAAGGCCUCAUGUCCCUCUGGGGCCUCUAUGUACUGGAGGGCAAGUACGAUAUGCUGACGGAAAAGUCCCUGAACAAGGUCUUCCCAGAUAUCCAGCCUUUGAAGGUUCUCAGCAUCGGGGGUCCCUUGCCAGAUGCAGCCACCGAGGCCGAUUUGGCGCCAGCAGGGACCACAGCGAGAUGCAGUGGAACUUCAAAUUCUGAGCACCAUGAGAACCUCAUAUGGGCGUUUGACGGGAUACCAGCCGUCGACGCUUUCAGGGAACUAGACGUGGACUUUACCAUGCUCUACAUGGAUCAGGUGUUCCCCUUUCUAUUUCCCUUCUACGCUCCUCCGAUGAUACAAGGCGGACGAGCCUGGGUGCUGGAUAUACUGCGCCACAACAAGACGAUGUUCCAUGCGGUCAUGAGCCUCAGCACCUUCUUCUUCACCCUCAACUUGUCAAGCGAGGACGUCUACGAUUACCAAACGGAGGUACUGGCCAUGAACCAGCUGGCAUACACGACAUUGCUGCAGCGAUCCCGCGCCAUGGAGAGCAUCACACAGCCAAUGGUUCUCGAAAUGGUCAUGGCAAAAACAAACGAAUCGAGUAUGCAUCUGGCCGCUGCUACCUCUCUGUUUGAAGAUAUUCUCGAGGCCAGCAAGGCACCCCUCACCAGCCAACGCUCCGUCUGGAACACCGAACAAGCCGCUCUCCACUUCUUCUUUGCCAUAUUGCUAUGGGCAGACAUUGUCUCAUCUACCUCCCUACAAACAGCCCCUCGCCUACGGAAGUACUACCCCAACCUGAUAUGCCACGACUACGGCGGUGUUACUACAGAACCUCUCCUGCGGAUGGAGGAAUACGUGGGCUGUGAGGGCUGGGCACUAAUUGCCAUUGCCGAGACGGCGGCACUCGACGUUUGGAAAAGGGAGGAACAAAUAAACGGCACAUUAAUCGGUGAGGCCCUCGCCAAGCGGGGAGCCCAGAUCGACAGGGUACUUCAAGACGGCCUAAGAGGACUUGAGGAGCGAUGCAGAAAUCGGGAGAGGCAACCUCGCCGCAUCCUGCAGGGCUUCUAUCGAUCCAGCGACGCAAACCAAGCCGCCAAGCAAGCCGCAGCGACCCGCAUCUGGGCACACGCUGCGCGAAUAUACCUCGCGGUAGUGAUGCGCGGGUGGCAGUCAGACCACCGCGAGAGUGCAGGUGAGGUGCUACGCCUGCUCCAACAGCACGAUGACCCUGCGAUCUUGCGCAGCUCCGUGUGGCCAUUCUGCGUGGCCGGGUGUGUCGCCGAUGCAAACCAGGAGAAGGGGUUUAGGGAUCUGGUGGCGGCUUCCGGGUCAUUACAGUCUUUUGGCCGGGUGGGAGAGUCACUCGGGAUUCUAGAGCGUGUUUGGAGCAGACGAGGAGAGUUAAGUGUGGAGUGGAUUUUGACUGCCUGCUUUAGCAUAAUGGGUGCUCCUGUCCUGUUACUAUAAGGCCCGCUCAGCCCUAGCCUCUAGAUCCUGUCAGUCUUCUCUUGUACAUACAGCCGUCGUGUAAAGGAGCCUUGUCACUGUUGUUUUAUAUGAGAUGGUAGUAGUGCGGUUGUUGCAGGUAAUGACUGUAGCAGAUAUUUAAAGACAUAAGAACUUGAUUUUGAUACCUAUAGAGAAUCACCUACAUACACGCAUAGAUAACGCUAAAAGAGCCUUAUGGGCUUGCAGAUAACAAGCAUACCCCAAUUUAUCAUUAUUUAUCAAGG
Molecule: messenger RNA, 2436 nt
Organism: Fusarium redolens
Lineage: Eukaryota; Fungi; Ascomycota; Sordariomycetes; Hypocreales; Nectriaceae
Product: fungal-specific transcription factor domain-containing protein
Exons: 8
Coding region: 8-2170 (720 amino acids)
Source: RefSeq, a predicted model, not a curated record